AUGAGCGCAAAUAACGCCAGAGGAAAUUCUCGUGUGAAAAAUAUUCAAGAUCCUUCUGUCUCCUCCACGGUCCACAUUCCUCGCCAAACCUUUAUUAAACCAAGAAUAACCAAUCUAAGACAUGAUGUGGGAUGGUUUCCUAUUGACACAAAUACACCAUUAAAUGUGUCAUCUAGUGCAGAAGAAUUAUCCACAUCUAAAGCCUUAAUUAUUGUUGCUAUAAUAUUUGUAUCAUCACUACUGGCAUUAGGUUUCCUAUACAGCCAGUUUCCACAUUUAGAAGAACAUGAGAGUCAACAUUUGCAUUUGCCAUGGGACCUUGAGGAUGCAAAACAUUUAGGUUUAGUAUUAGACCGCUAUAAGGACAAGUAUUUUUAUGAAGUAUUAUUUGGAGUUUUCUUAGUUUAUAUAUUCUUGCAAACAUUUGCGAUACCUGGAUCAAUUUUUUUAAGUAUUCUUUCAGGGUGUGUCUCCCCGCCAUCAUUUGUAGCCAUCCAGGCUGGACAAACAUUGCACACAUUGACAUCGACGAGUGACGCUUGGUCAUGGACCUCAAUAACAGUCCUUACUAUAUUCGCAUUUGUUUCUCUAAUACCUGUAUUUCUCAAAGACAAAUUGAGAGAAAAGUUCGAUUGA
This is a messenger RNA of Arctia plantaginis, 636 nucleotides long. NCBI's taxonomy places the organism in Eukaryota, Metazoa, Arthropoda, Insecta, Lepidoptera, Erebidae. The record is from the annotation of a GenBank genome assembly.